Messenger RNA from Humulus lupulus (European hop), 1230 nucleotides. RefSeq lists its product as uncharacterized. Bases 1 to 1230 code for a protein of 409 amino acids. The record is from RefSeq and is a predicted model, not a curated record. Lineage: Eukaryota; Viridiplantae; Streptophyta; Magnoliopsida; Rosales; Cannabaceae. The transcript has a single exon.
AUGCAACGUCAAGGACCAGCUGCAAGAGUGCCUGUUGAUCCUGAGAUAGAGAAAACUUGCCAGCAGAACAGAAGAAACAAAAGGUUGGAAAGAGUUGUACAAAGGAUUGAGCAAGAGGAAGUUAUGGCCAACAAUGGUAAUAAUGGGGGUGCCGUAGAAGACCCAGCUAAUGGUCAGAAUCCACCCGACCGUAGCCUGAGAGACUAUGUUUUGCCAAAAAUGACAGGGGUCCAGUCUUUUAUAAGACCACCUGCCAUAGAUGCAAACAAUUUUGAGAUAAAGCCAGCCAUACUUCAGAUGGUUCAAUCCACAGUCCAGUUUGGGGGACUACCCACUGAAGACCCAAACAUGCAUCUCUCUAACUUCAUGGAGCUCUGUCAGACAUUUAAGAUGAAUGGAGUUAGUGAUGAUGCAAUCAGUCUCAGAUUAUUCCCAUUUUCUCUAAGGGAGAGAGCCAAGAGUUGGUUGGUAUCUUUGCCACCUAACUCAAUCAAUACAUGGAAUGAUCUUGCACUAAAGUUUCUCUCCAAGUUCUUCCCUCCAGCCAAGGCAGCUAAGCUAAGGGGGGAGAUCAACAACUUCUACCAGCUGGAUAAUGAAUCUCUAUAUGAGGCGCGGGAGAGAUUUAAAGACUUGAUAAGGAGGUGCCCGCAUCAUGGGAUAGAGAGAUGGAUGUUAGUCCAUAAAUUUUAUAAUGGGUUGUGUGGUACCACUCGCACACACAUUGAUGCAGCAGCUGGUGGGGCAUUUAUGAGGAAGAGCGCCAAUGAGGAGUAUGAUUUGUUAGAAGAAAUGGCCAUUAAUAAUCAACAGUGGCCAAGUGAAAGAGGUAACUCGAAGAAAGUGGCUGGUUUGCAUGAGAUCGAUGCAAUAUCUAAGUUAACUGCUCAAGUUGAGGCUUUGACUAAACAGCUGCAAGGCAGUACAAUGGCAACCCCCAUGAUGCAAGCUCAAACUAUGUGUGAAUUAUGUGGGGGUCCUCAUGCUUAUGAAAAAUGUCAGUACACGGAUGUCAAUAAUAUGCCAUUGGAACAAGCUCAAGCCAUUGGGAAUUUUCCUCGUCAAAAUAAUAACAAUCCUUAUUCAAAUUUCUAUAACCAGGGUUGGAGGAAUCUCCCCAAUUUUUCUUGGAAGAAUGACCAACAAGGCCAGUCUUUAGUUCAGCCGUCACAUCAAUCAUUUCAGCAGCCACAUCCUAGGUUUUACCAACCGCCCAUGCAACAACAAUAG